AUGCUGGCCUCGGCCUCCACGCGUGUCCUCUCGACCUCUGGUCCCCAGCGCUUCGGCUCGAUCAUAUCCCGGCGCACAGGUGUGAUGGUGUGCGUGGCUGCCCAGCCCAGCGCCCCUGAGGCGCUGGAGGAGAGCCCCUUCCCCAGACUGGGCCGGAACGCCGCCCUGUACAAGGAGGUGGGCGGGGGGAAGAAGUUCCGGCAGCACGUGAACCCCCUGAAGAAGGAGCUGGCCACCCCUCCCCCUCCCCCCGACUGGGCGGCCGUGUACGCCGACCCCGGCCUGCCCCUGAUCGUGGACGUGGGCGCGGGGUACGGCCGAUUCCUGCUGGGCCUGGCCCAGACAGGUGCGGCGGGCGGCCUGCACAACCACCUGGGAUUCGAGAUCCGGGGCAGCGUGGUGGACAGGGCCCAGGACUGGGCAGCGGCGCUGGGCGUGGCGCGCAGCGUGCAUUUUGUGCUGGCCAAUGCCACCCUCAGCCUGGGCCCCGUCCUCCGCUCCUACCCCGGGCGGCUGGACCUGGUGACCAUCCAGUUCCCGGACCCCCAGUUCAAGAGGCGGCACCGCAAGCGCAGGAUCGUGCAGCGGGGGCUGGUGGACAGCGUGGCGGAGCUCAUGCCGCGCGGUGGCCGGGUGUUCCUCCAGUCUGAUGUCCUGGAGGUCGCUGAAGACAUGCGGGACCACUUCCUUGCACACCCGGCCUUCUCGCCUGCCCCUGGCCAUGACGCGCCAGACGCUGUGUUCCAUGCGCGAUCCAGGCAUCAACUGGACAUGGGGCUCAAGGGCAACGACAAGGAAGGCUGCUCUGGCGGGGAGGAAGGCUUGGCCCUGGGGGAACCGCCCUGCGCAUCCCUGGGCUGGCUCCGGGAAAACCCACUGGGCAUGCCGACUGAGAGGGAGGUGCUGACGCAAAGGCAGGGUGGUGCCGUGUAUCGAGUCCUACUGGAAAGGAGGUGA
Molecule: messenger RNA, 957 nt
Organism: Auxenochlorella protothecoides
Lineage: Eukaryota; Viridiplantae; Chlorophyta; Trebouxiophyceae; Chlorellales; Chlorellaceae
Product: tRNA (guanine-N(7)-)-methyltransferase
Exons: 3
Coding region: 1-957 (318 amino acids)
Biological process (GO): RNA (guanine-N7)-methylation; tRNA methylation
Cellular component (GO): tRNA methyltransferase complex
Molecular function (GO): tRNA (guanine(46)-N7)-methyltransferase activity
Source: RefSeq, a predicted model, not a curated record